Myxozyma melibiosi is the source of this 2544-nucleotide messenger RNA. RefSeq lists its product as uncharacterized. Gene Ontology annotation, cellular component: Ino80 complex. The record is from RefSeq and is a predicted model, not a curated record. Gene Ontology annotation, biological process: regulation of DNA-templated transcription; double-strand break repair. Bases 275 to 2392 code for a protein of 705 amino acids. Lineage: Eukaryota; Fungi; Ascomycota; Lipomycetes; Lipomycetales; Lipomycetaceae. The transcript has 5 exons.
ACCCCGAACCCGCGAUCCUCCACCCGAACCGCGGUUCCAAACCAAAAGUCACGUGAGCUUAGUCUCGAACCCGCCGCCAGGGAAGAAUCAGCAUCGCGGCGGGUGCCUGGGCGUCGACUGCUUCCCCGCUGCGUGGAAAGUGCGUGUGUUGGCAGAGAAGAGAUAUUCCAGUCGCUCGUUUGGAAGAUUUCGUUGCUGUGUGGAUUUAGUUGCUGUGCAGAGAUCGACAGCGGGACAGGAGGCUCGCGAUCUGUCUUUUUUGUAAGCGUACACGAUGGCACCUCCAAGGAAAGGCCCGAAGCCAUUCGAGAGCGGUCUCAAGCGGAUCGACAAUAAGCUGCGACAGACCUCGUUUCUGCAGGCAAUUGCCAUCAACCAGAAGAACUACUACACUGAAUACCUCAAACGUGAUGACCAGGCUAUGAUUUUACGGCAACUGGCCGAGGAUCUAGCAAGAGCCAAAGAGCAACAGAAAGAUGCUGAUCUGAAGCCGGCCGAGGACGAAAUGGACGUCGAUGGGAAAGAAGAUGAGGAGCCGGAAGAAGAGGAAGCGCAUGGAUCGAAAGUCAUUGUGAUUCAUCUCGGCUCGCGUAACACGCGAAUCGGGCUUGCAUCAGAUACCUUCCCGAUCACUAUCCCAACAGUAAUCGCGCACCGUGUCGAAGAACCAGCAGCAGCAGAUGACGAGGUGACAUCCCAGUUCCGGCCGCCCACAGACGCAAAGUUCCUUGAGCAAAAGCAGACAAUUACUCAGGAUUUUAAAGAGCGCAUGCGGUUCUACAAACGGCGCGUUGCUAGCAACUCGCACGACUCAGUGCUGUCGUUCAACAAGCGCACUGCACCUGAAGAGAUCCCGGAUCAUAACGAUCCGAACCGCAUCGACUGGACGAUUCCGACCGCGGAAGAUAAAUACUUUGUUGGCGAGAAAGCACUGAAGAUAUCUCCCUGGUCGACUCCAAAGUACAAGCUGUACUGGCCCAUCAAGCACGGUGUUUUCAACGAAGGCGAAUACAAAUCCAAACGACAACUGCUCGGCGAUAUCUCCAUCAUUCUCGAAAGCGCAAUCAAAAACGAGAUCGGCAUCGCAUCCCGCGAUCUGCCUUCUUACUCGGCGAUUCUCACCAUCCCAGAUUUGUACGAUAAGGUCGAAGUCUCGGAGCUGAUCAGCCUGCUCCUGGAAGAACUCCAGUUCAGCAAAGUCAGCGUGAUCCAGGAAUCCGUCGCCGCCACCUUCGGAGCCGGAAUCUCAUCCGCCUGCGUGGUCGACAUCGGCGCGCAAAAGACCUCGAUAUCGUGCGUCGACGACGGCAUGUGCGUCGUGGAUUCUCGAGUCAACAUCCCAUUUGGCGGAGACGACAUCACUCUCGUGCUCGGCAAGCUACUCAAGCUCUCACAGUUCCCGUACCGCGAGCUGAAUCUCGUAUACCAACAUGACUGGGCGCUGAUGGAGGAGAUCAAAUCAAAGUUCGCGACCGCAAAUGACGCCGAGAUCGCCGUCCAGCUAUAUAGUUUUUACCAGCGCACUCCGGGACAACCUGCACGGAAAUACUCGUUCAAAACUUUUGAUGAGGUUAUGCUUGCACCUAUGGCAUAUUUCUUCCCGGAUAUAUUCGAGAAUGAGAAUAAGCUGAAAAGCAGACAUACCCUGUUCGAGCGAUCAACCGAUAUCUACGAUGGCACCUGUAACGAUCCUUACUCCGAGGCCCAAGUUUCGCUAUACACGCAAUACACUCCUGAAUCAGAAAGCACGCAACUCCUCCAGCAACCCCAGUCCUCAUCGGUAUCCACCCCGCGCGUCACCUCCAAGUCCGGAAACAUAACCCAGAUCCAAGAAGAAAGCACGCCGACCUCGUCUGUCGCCGGCACACCCGCCCCCGAGCCCGCACCGUCGUCGACCGCCACUGCCCCGGCUGCUGCAUCGGCCACGCUGGCCGCUACCGGAGUCGCCGGCGUCGCGGGAGGCAACGCAGCCACGCGCGCGGCGGCAGGUCCGUCUGCGCAGGCGCUCGCGCUGGCGGUGAUGAACACGCAGAUUGUGAUUUCGGCGCCGCUGGACCACGCGAUCAUCGAGAGCAUUUCGCAGUUCAGCAAAGCGGACGAGGCGCGGGGCCGCAAGAUGUAUGAAAACAUUAUAAUUGUCGGCGGCGGCGCGUCGAAUAUUCCGCAAUUCAAUCGGUUGCUUGAGGAUCGCAUCGCGAUGUGGAAAGGGUGGAGUACCGGCUCGGUGUGGGUUAUGCCCACGCCGAGGGAGAUGGAUCCGAUGCUGUUGGCGUGGAAAGGCGCGUCUGUGUUUGUGAAGCUGAAGAUUGCAAAUGAGGUGUGGAUCAGUAGUCGCGACUGGGAUUUGUUGGGAAGCAGAUGUUUGCAGUACAAGUGUCUGUUUUUGUUCUAGUGUGUGAAUUUUGUAGUUGGGAUGUAUUUUUAUGAACAGUCGAUAAUAAUAGAUGUUUCACAGCGUGUGUGCUGCUACUCUUCUCGUGAUUUGUUAGAAUAUACAAGACUUGAUAUAUUUCUAUAGUUUUGUACAAAAAAGUAUAUUCAAGC